AUGCUGUCGGUCAUUCCCGAGCACCUCUGGUUAGGAGAUAGUCUCACCUACAAGCCCCCCAAGCUCGACUUCUGUCCCAGCACGAAUCACGACACGGUCGGGUCGCUGUUGGCCAGCAUUGCGACUCACUUGAGCGACUCACUUCGCGCACUCAGAUUUGCCGACAAGCGCCACUGGGGCCCUGACGAGUUUGAACAGAUUCGCGCUCUUGAAGAAGCGUUGGAUGAUGCAAAGACAGAUUUUCAGGAACUGGGGCGCUUGGUCAAUGGGCAGUUUUACUAUGAAGGAGACAGGACUCCCGAGUCCCUCAACGAACUGCGCGCCCUCCUGGUCAAAUAUGAAUUCCACGCCCGCAACUACAAAGACUGGAUUCGGCAAGGUGGGCCCAUCAACCCAACUUGGCUCAGCGAGACCAAGGAACUCCAACUAGAGCUUCACCGCACGCAAUGCCGUGCCUCUCGGCGCAUAUUCGCGGCCGAGCAGGAAGGGACGUGGACACGGUGUCUGGGAGCCUACCAGGUGUAUCGCCAGCAGCGAAGAAACGAGGAAGCUGAGCGGAUACGGAAGCAGAAGGAGGAAGAGAAGCGGGAAAAGGAGACUAGGGAAGGGGGAAGCAAGCAGAAGGACCUCGAAAGUAUACCACCGUGGCAACGACAUGAGUAUCAAGAACAGCCGCAGCCGCAGCAACAACAGCAAUACGGUAAAGGGCCAACGGACGAGGCAUUACGGCCGGCGUUGAGAAGGGGGAGGAGGUUAAGCCUUGAGGAUCUGGUUCCAUGUUGCAACGCGGUUGGGAGGUUCGAGAGGUUUGGGGAGCACGACGUGGCCUUUGUAUGCGACUUUUGCGACGGGUUCAUCGUCUGGCCGGAUCUACAGAGGAUGCCAUCUACAAGGGCGGCGUUGGAUAAGACGAAUGGAGGGAGUGCAAGUACGACAGCAAGUAUCCCGACGUCAACGACGAUAGCGAGAAACUCUCCAAGAAAGCUCAUACUACCGACCAUAGUGACGGCCUCAUAUCCAGCAGCAAUUCUGCCAUCGUCAACCAUCACCACCACCACCACCACCACAGCAACAACAAAAGAAGCACAGACAGAGACAACAACAACAACAACAACAGAAAACACAUAUCCCCACUGGCAAGCCCAAGGCGUAAGCGCCAAAACAGGCGAAGCUAAAACGGUCGUUUUCGCGCCCAUAGCAAUUGCGAACCACAUUGCCCCCGUCCCCGGCGAUUGGCUGGCGAGGAUAUGGUGUCCCUACUGCGACGAAUACACGUACGUGGACCAGGGUGAGGACAGCGAGGACGAGGUCAAGUGGGCACAGGACGAGAGGGGGUUCGAGGACUUGGCCAGCUUCCAGGAGCAUCUGGAGUGGUAUCAUACGGCGUUGCCGGUGCCGAGUAUACCGACGUUAUUGCCAAAGGCGGCGGAGAGUUGUUUGGUUAUGUGAUUGAGGCUUGUGGGUGCGUGUGCAGGUGGUUCAAGUUUGGGCUUAGUGUGACCAGGGUGUCGGUUUCUGUUCUGAAUUGAGAACAAAAAACAAAAAAACAAAAAUAGCGGUUUGGAAUUGGAGUUUGGGGGGAAGGGCUUCUACUUCAAGUAGGGAAACAGACCGAUAGGCUAUCUCAGAUGAAGAUUUUGUAUCAGCGCUUGACAGAAACAGCGCGUUGAGCAGAAGAGAUGCCGGUCUGGAACGAACCAGGAGAUACGCAUGAUUGAGCAUCGGUGACACUGUGGUACAGUCGUCCAUAGAGACCUUGUCAGGCUUUACGAAGGCAUCGGAUGAAGGAGUGGAAAGCAAGAACCUAUAAGCAACAUGUCUUGAUAGCUGAAACCUCACCUGGCCAAACGUCCUUUUGCGUUCGCCCCCCUUUCCCCCCAACCUCCUUUACCCAAACUCCAUGCUAGGUCAAGCGCCAAAAAACCAAUGCCGCACAAACACAUAUUAGAAUAAUUACAGAAUCCACGUAGGCUAUCCGUCACAGCAUCAUACAGAGCCAGGCUGACUGAGGAAACCCACCCGACGGUAUCAUGUUAACCCGCUGCCGGUGAUGCUCCCUGCCUGGGAUGCACUCAAAAGAAGAAUCUCCACCACAAGAAGAAGAUGAUAAUGGAACCGACCGCCGCAAACGGGCCGUACUGCUUCAGCAGCAAAUCCCAGUUGAUCUUAACAGCCGCCCUCUUGUACUUCUUGCUAUCGUCCCUCAGCCUACUGCUCAGCUCGCCCAUGCGCUCCAGGCUGUCGCCGCGGUACAGCAGAUCCUCAAUGUUCUUGGUCAUGACUUUGGUCACGUCCCUAAGCUCAUCAUGCAGCUUAUCCAGGUUCUGGGUCGCACGCGUGUCGCUGUAAGUCGCCUUGGUGCGGCUGAUGAAGCUGUCAAAGUCCAUGAAGGCAUAGGGCCGCAGCGUCGGGUUCAUGAGCUGUGCCGGGGUGUGCGUCGUCGCGAACUCGCCCGCAAUGUCGGAAAGGUAGGUGAAGGCUAGCUUGCGCGGGUACGACCGGUCCGUAAUGGCGAAGUAUACGAUGUCGGACUGAAUCAGGUAGUGCAGGGUAUAGAGAGAGCCGCUCUCAAUGCUGGCUUGCGGUUCCGAGGUGCGCG
Molecule: messenger RNA, 2599 nt
Organism: Neurospora tetrasperma FGSC 2508
Lineage: Eukaryota; Fungi; Ascomycota; Sordariomycetes; Sordariales; Sordariaceae
Exons: 5
Coding region: 1-1449 (482 amino acids)
Source: RefSeq, a predicted model, not a curated record